This is a messenger RNA of Papaver somniferum (opium poppy), 1050 nucleotides long. RefSeq lists its product as uncharacterized. NCBI's taxonomy places the organism in Eukaryota, Viridiplantae, Streptophyta, Magnoliopsida, Ranunculales, Papaveraceae. The transcript has a single exon. The coding region runs from base 1 to 1050 and encodes 349 amino acids. The record is from RefSeq and is a predicted model, not a curated record.
AUGGAUAGAAAAUUAGCAGAAUUUCACUUCAUGGGGAUCUUCGACAUCUAUAGAGAAGCUUACAAGGUUACAGUAUCAUGGAAAAAGAUCUUCUUACAGAUCGCGUUAGCUCUAACCCUUCCAUUAGCUAUAAUUUACCUAGCACAGAUUGAAAUAUCGGCGCUAGCCUUGAAUGCGAUUAAUCAAUCCAACUUACAAAACCUAGAUUUAACCCAAAUGGGAAAUCCCAAAUACACGGGCAACCUCAAAACUCGAUUUGCUUCAGAAAUGAUAAUUUUCAAUGUGUCGAAAGCCAUAUACGGGCUCUGCUCUAUUAUUCUCUCCCUGUUCAUGACUUCAGCUGUCGUUUACACGGUAGCCUGUGUCUACUGUUCCAAAGAUAUCACUUUUAAGAAAGUUAUGAGUGCGGUACCUAAACUAUGGAAGAGGCUCGUGAUCACUUUCUUGUGGUUUCUCUUAAUCCAGUUUGUGUACAUCUUUAUCAUGUCUAUAGUAGUAGCGUUGUUGAUGCUUCUGUUGCUAGAAUCUGGAAUCUUGUCGGUCGACAAACUUGCUGUGAAAUCAACAAACAGCAUGUCUGUUUUUGGCAUGAUUUUAGCCAUCCCUUUCAUGAUUGGAUUCAUUUACAUCAGCUUCAUUUGGUACAUGGCUGCUGUGGUAUCGAUUUUGGAAGAUAUUAGAGGAAUUAAAGCCUUCAAGAAGGGCAAGAACUUAAUUAAGGGUAAAAUUUGGAUUGUUUUCGUCACCAAUAUUCUGCUACAAAUAUGUAAUACGGGCAUACUAUUUUCCUUUAGCUCGCUGGCGGUACAUGGGGAACCAUUGGCUAUGGUUUUUCGAGUGAGUUUGGGAAUUCUUUGCUUAGUGUUGCUGGUAAUUUUCAUUCACUUUGGUCUAGUAAUCCAAACUAUCAUCUAUUUUGUUUGCAAAUCGCAUCACAAAGAGAAUAUUGAUAAGUCUAGCCUUGGGGAUCACUUGGAUGGCUAUCACCUUGGGCACUAUGUCCCUCUAAAUAAGGACGAAGACGUUCAACUAGCAGGGUAUUCUGUUUGA